ACCAAGUCUGGGAGCAUGUGGGGCUGACAUGUGCAGCUGACAUUUAGGGUCCUCAGAACCGGCUCCUCAGCGUGUUUGCGACGUGCGUGUGAUCUGCCGAUUUGAAACUCUGAAUGCCGAGGGUGGGGCAGGAGAAGCUUCCCGAUGGACCCAGGCCCGGUUUCUUGGAUUUCAGAGCACGGGAACGGUUGUGAAGAUGAGGAAAGAAGUGAAGAGAAUCCGAGUUUUGGUUAUCCGAAAACUUGUCAGGAGUGUUGGCAAACUGAAGUCAAAAAAAGGUACAGAAGAUGCGGUGUUAAAAAACCAAAGACGGGCACAACGAUUACUUGAGGAAAUUCGUGCCAUGAAGGAGUUGAAACCUGAUGUAGUAACUAAAUCCGCUCUUGGCGAUGACAUAAACUUUGAAAAAAUCUGCAAACAGCCAGAUUCUACUGCGACUGAAAGAGCAAUUGCCAGGCUGGCAGUACACCCUCUUCUGAAGAAAAAAAUAGAUAUGCUAAAAGCUGCUGUCAAAGCUUUUAAAGAUGCACGACAAAAUGUUGCUGAGGUUAAAUCAUCAGAUGCUUCAGAAGAAAAUCAUUCUGAAGACGCUUUGUAUUCAAAUGAUGAUGAAAAGAAGUUGCAGCAUGAAGGAACUAUUUCCCGUGAGCAGAAAGUGAAAGAAGUCAAAAUAUUGGCAAAGAAACCAAUAAAUAACGCAAAAGAAAAAAGGGGCAAGAUGGAGCAUGGACCCGAAGCAGUGACCAUUCCAAAUUCUCCUUCAAAACCUUCUGAAAAGGAUUCUGUAGUUUCAUCUCUAUCCCAGAAGACACCUGCUGACCCCAAAAUGGAAACUUUAAGUCAAACCAAAAAAAAGGCAGGCUCCAGUAGCUCAGUUGGUGAUAACAGUGAUGGCGAAGAAUUACAUGAGGAAGACAAGGAGUAUUUUGAUGAUAGCACAGAAGAAAGAUUUUACAAACAGUCUUCCGUGUCUGAGGAUAGUGAUAGCGAUGAUGACUUCUUCAUUGGGAAAGUCAGACGGACACGAAAGAAGGAGAGUAGCUGCCAUUCUUCAGUUGAGGAACAAAAAAAACCAAAAAAACUGUUACCUGAAGAAGAAAUACUUAAAACUCACUGGGAUAUGAAAGAGGACAAAAACAAGCCAAAUACAGAAUCCAGGAAGCUUGAAUCAGUGUUUUUUCACUCGUUAUCUGGAUCUAAAAGCUUCAGAAGAAAUUCCAAAGAACAGGCUCCGAAAAGCAAAACCCCAGGUUUUCAGCAAAAUGAACCUCAGAUUAAGAAUCAAUUCAAUAAGAGUAAACAAAGAAGACCUGACAAUACAAAACAGCAGUUACGGCUGCAGCUGCCUCUUCAUCCUUCGUGGGAAGCAAGCAGGAGGCAAAAAGAACAGCAAUCUAAAAUUGCUGUGUUUCAAGGGAAAAAAAUUAUAUUUGAUGAUUGAUAAAUGCCUCUUCUUGUGAACUUUUUUAUCUAAAAAAUAUUUCUUUAACCUAUUAUUUAUGCUUGUGAUUGAAUUAGUCUCCUAUGAGUGAGUUAUGGAAAUAAGUUUGUUUUUCUUUUUUAAGUGUGUUCAAGUUUGCAUAACCUUUUCACAAAUCAAAUACAUAACUAAAGUUGUAUUUUUCAUAGUAUGUCCCAGGCUAUUUCCUCUAUAAAAGAAUUUGGGAAUCAUACCUGUUAUCUCAGAUUUUACCAUUUGUGCUUAUCAUGAAGAAUAUUCAGUGGUUCCCCACCAUGGUUUUUGCCUCGAGAAUAAAUAUUGAGAUAUAUUUAAAACAAUAAUGGAAAACUGUGAGGAAAUUGUAGCUAUUUAAUAUAGUCAGUACACCUUUGCUAAAAUUAUUCUUACUAGCAAAAACUAGAAUAAUAACUUUUAUUAGGCUUAUACAGAUAAUAAAUUAUACAAAUAAAAUAUUUUUUUAAACUUUAAACUGUACUUUUUCAUCAUAUUGUUAAUUACUUUUCAGUACUUUUUGAUUACUAUAGUUUCCCAGGACAAUGUUAGAUUUCACAUGUAUUUCAGUUAUUUAGGGGAAAUUUUUUAAAUAUAACAAUACAACCAAAAAUCUGUUGUAUUUCUCACUGUGUAUACAUAUUUCCAUUAAACCAGGAAUGUAUAACAUC
Molecule: messenger RNA, 2124 nt
Organism: Loxodonta africana (African savanna elephant)
Lineage: Eukaryota; Metazoa; Chordata; Mammalia; Proboscidea; Elephantidae
Gene: SRFBP1
Product: serum response factor binding protein 1
Exons: 8
Coding region: 197-1441 (414 amino acids)
Biological process (GO): maturation of SSU-rRNA
Cellular component (GO): 90S preribosome; nucleus
Source: RefSeq, a predicted model, not a curated record